AUGACAUGUUACUCACUUGUUCUUCUCAUAUUUUGCCUUUGUGGAGUUUCUCUCACGGAGUCUCUAAGAAAUGGAUUUAGUGUGGAACUUAUUCACCGUGACUCUUCAAAAUCACCAUUUCAUCGUCCUGCAGAAACUCACUUCCAACGAGUUUCCAAUGUAGUGCGUCGUUCCUUCAACCGUGCCAAUCAUUUCAACAAAGCUUCUACUUCGAACCCCAAGAACACACCUAAAUCAAAUCAUGUAAUUCCUGAUGAUGGUGAUUACAUCAUGAGUUAUUCAGUUGGCACCCCAAAGUAUCAGCUCUACGGUAUCGUUGAUACUGGUAGUGAUCUUGUGUGGCUCCAAUGCCAACCUUGUAAGUCAUGUUACAACCAAACCACACCCAUAUUCGAUCCUUCAAAAUCCAAGACCUACAAAAACCUUCCUUGCUCCUCCUCGGUGUGUCAAUCUGUGCCAGUUAGCACGUGUUCUUCUAAUAAUACUUGUAAAUAUACAGCUAACUAUGGUGAUGGGUCAAAGUCAGAUGGAGAUGUUAGUGUGGAGACUCUAACAUUGGACUCCACGAGUGGCUCCCCAAUCUCAUUUCCAAAAAUUGUGAUUGGUUGUGGACAUGACAAUACCGGGUUGUUUCAUGGAAGAGCCUCUGGCAUAGUUGGGCUUGGGCGUGGAUCUGUGUCUCUCACAACACAAUUGGAUACUUCAAUUGGAGGAAAAUUCUCCUAUUGUUUGGUGCCUAUGAUUUCAGUGUCUGCUAACGCCUCAAGCAAACUCAAUUUUGGUGAUGUUGCUAUCGUUUCCGGAAAUAGAACUGUCUCAACUCCUAUAAUCCAAAACAUUGAUCUAAUUCUAAAUAACUUUUACGUCCUGAAUUUGGAAGCAUUUAGUGUGGGAGAUAAGAAGGUAGAUUUUGUGGACUCCCCAUUUGGAUCUAGUGGAGUAAAUAUUAUAAUUGACUCUGGCACUACAUUGACACUUUUGCCUGAUGAUAUCUAUAAAACUUUAGAAUCAGCGGUGUCAGAGGCGGUGGAUAUGAAGCCUAUUGAGGAUCCUGAAUCAAAAUUCAGUCUCUGCUAUGAAGGUACACUAGAUGAUUUGAUGGCUCCUAUAAUCACAGCUCAUUUUAAGGGCGCUGAUGUCCAAUUAAGUUCUCUUAACACAUUUUUUCAAGUUAGAGAUCAGGUUGUGUGCUUUGCUUUUGCCUCGUCUAAUAGUGUUGGUGUGGCCAUCUUCGGGAAUUUGGCGCAACAGAACUUCUUGGUUGGUUAUGACUUGAAAAAUAAAAUUGUCUCUUUUAAGCCCACAAAUUGUACCAAUCAGUGA
Lotus japonicus is the source of this 1323-nucleotide messenger RNA. Its product is annotated as aspartic proteinase CDR1-like. The record is from RefSeq and is a predicted model, not a curated record. Lineage: Eukaryota; Viridiplantae; Streptophyta; Magnoliopsida; Fabales; Fabaceae. The coding region runs from base 1 to 1323 and encodes 440 amino acids. Gene Ontology annotation, molecular function: aspartic-type endopeptidase activity. Gene Ontology annotation, cellular component: extracellular region. The transcript has a single exon. Gene Ontology annotation, biological process: proteolysis.